Bacillus rossius redtenbacheri is the source of this 1494-nucleotide messenger RNA. Its product is annotated as chromosome partition protein Smc-like. The transcript has a single exon. Lineage: Eukaryota; Metazoa; Arthropoda; Insecta; Phasmatodea; Bacillidae. The record is from RefSeq and is a predicted model, not a curated record. The coding region runs from base 1 to 1494 and encodes 497 amino acids.
AUGCAGAGCUGGCGAGGUGGGUGGAAUGCAGAGCAGGCGAGGUGGAAUGCAGAGCUGGCGAGGUGGAAUGCAGAGCAGGCGAGGGGGAAUGCAGAGCUGGCGAGGUGGAAUGCAGAGCAGGCGAGGUGGAAUGCAGAGCAGGCGAGGUGGAAUGCAGAGCAGGCGAGGUGGAAUGCAGAGCAGGCGAGGGGGAAUGCAGAGCAGGAGAGGUGGAAUGCAGAGCAGGCGAGGUGGAAUGCAGAGCAGGCGAGGUGGAAUGCAGAGCUGGCGAGGGGGAAUGCAGAGCUGGCGAGGUGGAAUGCAGAGCAGGCGAGGUGGAAUGCAGAGCAGGCGAGGUGGAAUGCAGAGCAGGCGAGGUGGAAUGCAGAGCUGGCGAGGUGGAAUGCAGAGCAGGCGAGGUGGAAUGCAGAGCAGGCGAGGUGGAAUGCAGAGCAGGCGAGGUGGAAUGCAGAGCAGGCGAGGUGGAAUGCAGAGCAGGCGAGGUGGAAUGCAGAGCAGGCGAGGUGGAAUGCAGAGCAGGCGAGGUGGAAUGCAGAGCAGGCGAGGGGGAAUGCAGAGCAGGCGAGGUGGAAUGCAGAGCAGGCGAGGUGGAAUGCAGAGCAGGCGAGGUGGAAUGCAGAGCUGGCGAGGUGGAAUGCAGAGCUGGCGAGGUGGAAUGCAGAGCAGGCGAGGUGGAAUGCAGAGCAGGCGAGGUGGAAUGCAGAGCAGGCGAGGUGGAAUGCAGAGCAGGCGAGGUGGAAUGCAGAGCAGGCGAGGUGGAAUGCAGAGCAGGCGAGGUGGAAUGCAGAGCUGGCGAGGGGGAAUGCAGAGCUGGCGAGGUGGAAUGCAGAGCAGGCGAGGUGGAAUGCAGAGCAGGCGAGGUGGAAUGCAGAGCAGGCGAGGUGGAAUGCAGAGCUGGCGAGGGGGAAUGCAGAGCUGGCGAGGUGGAAUGCAGAGCAGGCGAGGUGGAAUGCAGAGCAGGCGAGGUGGAAUGCAGAGCUGGCGAGGGGGAAUGCAGAGCAGGCGAGGUGGAAUGCAGAGCAGGCGAGGUGGAAUGCAGAGCAGGCGAGGGGGAAUGCAGAGCAGGCGAGGUGGAAUGCAGAGCAGGCGAGGUGGAAUGCAGAGCAGGCGAGGUGGAAUGCAGAGCUGGCGAGGUGGAAUGCAGAGCAGGCGAGGUGGAAUGCAGAGCAGGCGAGGUGGAAUGCAGAGCAGGCGAGGUGGAAUGCAGAGCUGGCGAGGUGGAAUGCAGAGCUGGCGAGGUGGAAUGCAGAGCAGGCGAGGUGGAAUGCAGAGCAGGCGAGGUGGAAUGCAGAGCAGGCGAGGUGGAAUGCAGAGCAGGCGAGGUGGUAUGCAGAGCAGGCGAGGUGGAAUGCAGAGCAGGCGAGGUGGAAUGCAGAGCAGGCGAGGUGGAAUGCAGAGCAGGCGAGGUGGAAUGCAGAGCAGGCGAGGUGGAAUGCAGAGCAGGCGAGGUGGAAUGCAGAGCAGGCGAGGUGGAAUGCAAAGCUGGCGAGGUAA